CAAUACACAGCACAGGCACAACUCGCCGUACACGUUUCUCUCUGCACUAAAGUCAAAAACCCCUAAAACCCUAAUUUAACUUUCUCACCCUGUUUCCCUGUCCGGAAUUCGUCAUCUGAUUCGAUCAUGUACAGAAUCGCCGCCGCUGCCAUUGCCUCCUCGAUAAGGUCUUCUGCUUCCAGAAACCAGGUGUGUACUUCAAGUGUAUGCGGCAGGGUCGUUCAUAGCAGAAAUUAUGUUGCUAAGGAUAUUAGUUUCGGGACAGGAAUUCGAGCGGCUAUGCUCGCUGGGGUUAAUGAGCUUGCGGAAGCUGUUAAAGUCACAAUGGGACCGAAGGGUCGAAAUGUAAUUAUUGAGAAACAUGGAGAUCCCAAGGUCACAAAGGAUGGGGUCACAGUUGCCAAAAGCAUCAAGUUUCCAGAUAAGGCGAAAAAUACAGGAGCAGAUCUUGUGAAAGAGGUUGCUAAGGCAACUAAUAAAGUUGCUGGUGACGGCACCACUUGUGCCACUGUGUUGGCACAGGCAAUAUUCAGAGAAGGUUGCAAAUCAGUGGCUGCUGGGGUGAAUGUGAUGGAUUUGCGGAAGGGUAUAAACAUGGCGGUUGAUGCUGUUAUUGCAGAUUUGAAGGGCAGAGCUAUCAUGAUCAGCACACGUGAAGAAAUUACACAGGUGGGAACUAUAUCAGCAAAUGGCGAACGUGAAAUUGGUGAACUUCUUGCUCGGGCUAUGGCGAAAGUUGGGAAGGAAGGAGUCAUUACUGUUGCUGAUGGUAAUACACUGGAUAAUGAAUUGGAAGUGGUGGAGGGAAUGAAGCUUUCCCGUGGUUAUAUAUCCCCUUAUUUUGUUACAGAUGAAAAGACCCAAAAAUGUGAACUUGAAAAUCCUUUAAUUUUAAUUCACGAGAAGAAAAUUUCAGACAUGAAUGCUCUUGUGCGAGUAUUGGAGCUUGCUGUAAAGAGAAACCGGCCUCUGUUAAUUGUUGCCGAAGAUGUGGAGAGUGAGCCACUUACCAUGCUCAUAAUAAACAAGCAUCGUGCAGGAUUGAAGGUUUGUGCUGUGAAAGCUCCUGGGUUUGGGGAAAACAGAAGAGCAAAUUUAGAAGAUCUUGCCAUUCUCACUGGAGGGGAGGUCAUUACUGAAGAACAUGGAACAAGUCUAGACAAAAUUCAAAUUGAUAUGCUUGGUUCAGCCAAAAAGGUCACUGUUUCUCUUGAUGACUCUGUAAUUCUACAUGGUGGUGGCGAUAAAAAGUUGAUAGAAGAAAGGUGUGAGCAGCUACGAUCUGCUAUUGAGAGAAGUAGUGCAGCAUUUGACAAGGAGAAAGCACAAGAAAGGUUAUCAAAGCUGUCUGGUGGUGUUGCUGUUUUCAAGGUUGGAGGGUCCAGUGAAAUGGAAGUUGGAGAAAGGAAAGAUAGGGUAACAGAUGCUCUAAAUGCAACAAGGGCUGCUGUGGAAGAGGGCAUUGUUCCAGGGGGCGGUGUCGCCCUUUUAUAUGCAACAAGAACUCUCAAAAACCUUAAAACGGAAAAUGAGGACCAAAAAAGAGGAGUCGAAAUAAUAGAAAAUGCCCUGAAGGCACCGACCUUUACUAUUGCCUCGAAUGCAGGAGCUGACGGGGCUCUAGUUAUCGGUAAGCUAUUGGAGCAGGAUGAUCCCAACUUGGGCUAUGAUGCUGCCAAAGAUCAGUAUGUGAACAUGAUAAGCGAAGGAAUCAUAGAUCCCGUGAAAGUCAUUAGAACAGCUUUGGUAGACGCCGCAAGCGUCUCGUUGCUUUUGACAACAACCGAAGCUGUUGUCCUCGUCUCCCAAGGGGAGAAGCCUAAAAAGCGCGUGGCAGAUUUAGACUCAAUGGGGUAUUAACUCGACCCUCGAAAAUAGGAAAGAAAGAACCAACACAAGAAUCCCCAAUUCAGCCAAAUCAAUCUCUCAUCAUUUUUGUACAUGUACAAUACAAUAUCAUAUGUUUCCCAUAUGAUCCUAAAACAUUUAUUGCAUUGUCAAUUUUCUUGUCCCCUACAAGACAAGAAUUGCCCAUUUGUAUGCCUUCCUGCAAUAACCAUUCUUCAUAUUUAUUCUCAUAUCUACAAA
Andrographis paniculata is the source of this 2088-nucleotide messenger RNA. RefSeq names its product chaperonin CPN60-like 2, mitochondrial. The record is from RefSeq and is a predicted model, not a curated record. The transcript has 18 exons. Gene Ontology annotation, molecular function: ATP-dependent protein folding chaperone; ATP binding. Bases 127 to 1860 code for a protein of 577 amino acids. Gene Ontology annotation, biological process: protein refolding. Gene Ontology annotation, cellular component: cytosol; mitochondrion. Lineage: Eukaryota; Viridiplantae; Streptophyta; Magnoliopsida; Lamiales; Acanthaceae.